Molecule: messenger RNA, 2260 nt
Organism: Pseudo-nitzschia multistriata
Lineage: Eukaryota; Bacillariophyta; Bacillariophyceae; Bacillariales; Bacillariaceae
Source: the annotation of a GenBank genome assembly
CUAAAAGAACGGAAUAGUAAGAAUUAGAGGGACUUGUGCAAAGUGAAUUGAAAGAAUCACCUACAAGACAAGCACAGCAAGUGAGCCAGCCGUCGACAAGGACCAAAAGCAGUGCGUGUUGUGUUCGAAGAACCUACCAAAUCACACCCUGAAAUACCACUAUGGCAUCGGUACCGGCCGAGGGUCCAAAAACGCAAAGCCUCUGGCAACGGCAGGUUUCUAUGGAAUCAUCUCCGUUGCCGCGUCUGAAUUUGCGCAAGAAAACGAGUUACUUCCUCUUUUCGUUUGUGUUGACCCUGAUCCUGCGGAUAGAUCCCCUCUUUUCCUUCACAGCUGAAUCGAAAACCACCGCGAGGAGCAAGACGACGUCCAUUCUCCCACUGCCGCUGUCUUCAAAAACGAAAUGUGUAUCGAAAGCGAAAUCACCCAUCGGAAGGAGUUUCGGUUUCUCGUGUAUAGACCACCAACACGGUUCAGCCUCUGCGUCGUCGACUUCCUGGCUGUCGAUGACAAAGCGAGCAAGAGGCAACAGGGAUUUUUUCGAUGACGACGAGGAUUUUCAAACCGAUGACUACUACUAUUACCAAGACACAACUGGCGCCGAAGCAGAAGCUGUAGGAGACUAUGCCGGGGUUGACACCGACGACGACUACGAUGACUAUUACAACUCGUCCUCCUACUACGAAGACGACGACAACAAUCGCGAGGAAAUGAACCGUCGUCGCACAGUCGAUUACUACGAUGACGAUAUCGACGAGUAUGGGGACGAACGGACCAACGGUGGCGAAAGUGAUGGUGAUGGCAAUAGCAAUAGUCGAGGUGGAUACUACCAGGUCUCUUUCAACGAAGAGGUGGAUCCCUCCGAGACGGAAAUCGACUGGGAAAUCUGCACCAGCAACAACCGAGACAAAAAAACACCCCAGGCCCUCGUUCUGCUGCCCCCGGCCGCGGUGAAACGCCCCAAGGCCAUCGUUCACUUUGUGGGCGGGACCGUCUUCGGGAGCAACCCCAAGCUGUGGUACCGGGGCCUCCUGGAGUCCAUCGUCCGCAGCACCUCGGUGGCCAUCGUGGUCACGCCGAUCCCCGUGACCCUCUUCCAGAAUCCCCUCCAGCACGUGCGCUUGUCCCUGGCCCUGAGGUCGUCCUUUCGCAACGCCUGGCAGAUGGUGCUGGAAGACGAGUACGGCCCGGAGGCCCUCGAAGGGAUCCCCCUGUGCGGAUUGGGCCACUCGCUCGGGGCGCGGUUGCUGACGGUGAUGACUACGCUCGACCAGAACGAGCCGUUGUUCGAGGAAGAGUCAACCCGAUCGUCCGUAGUGAUUCCACCCUACAAAUCGCUAUGCCUCGUGAGUUUUACCAACUACGGUGCCAAGGUUGGGAUUCCAGGAGUCGGGGCCCUUCUCAAACAAUCCAAGAAACGAGAAGCCUAUAACAACAACAACAACAAUCGGUCACCGCGGUCUCGCCGUGGUCGAUCGAGCAACAACGGACGACGCAACAAGAAUCGAUACGAUGAUUUCUAUGACGACGAAGAAGCCUUAGACGAAGAAUGGGCGGAGAUGGUGGAAGACUUUCAGGAAACAUUCAGCGCCCAGAAGAACCGCAUCCAAACGGCCCUGACCCCCAAUUCAAAAGACCUGGAGUUUCUCCCGACCCCGGACCAGCUGUGGAAGGCUUUGGCGGAAGACGACCGCUACAGGGUCAACACCACGCUGGUGGUCCAGUUCGAUGACGAUCCCAUCGACCAGGGGAGCAAGCUGGCCACCCUCCUGCACUCGACGAAUUCGAGCGACGUUCGCUUUGCCCGCCUCCGGGGGAACCACCUGACCCCCGUGAGUGCUUACGGGGAGGGGAGCCAGGCCUCGGAAAGCUCGGCGAGUGCCGCGGCCCCACUCCGGCCGCGGCGACGAGACGCUGCCCUUCAAUCGCUCCUGGAAACGGCCUUCAAGGGGACCCAGAAGAACCGCCGGGACAAGGUGGCCCUGCGGGAUUUGCGACUGAGUCUCGUGUCCUACAUCACCGAUGUGGUGGCAAAAUAAAAUGCAGAACAUGAAUGUCCAUAUGUAAAUGUAUUGUACAGCGUAGAAUACGCUUGCCCUCCAUGCAUUGCAAUCCUCUGCACACGACGGAAAUGGCAGUGUCCGCAUUCAUGCGCAACGAAAGCGGAGGAAAGCAAAGCAAAUUGACAAAAAAGACGAGGCACGGCAUCUAUCCCACCGCUGUUUGCAGAAUGUCUAGUGAAUACAUACACUGGAGACAC